AUGUACAGCAGAGUACAUAUCGACGAAAAGUGGUUCUUUUUGACCAAGGAAAAGAGAACCUUCUACGUUUAUGAAGAUGAAGAGCUUGCUCAUCGGGCAGCCAAGUCGAAACGCGUCAUCACAAAAGUGAUGUUCCUGGACGCCGUUGCGCGCCCGCGCUACGAUCACCACCUCAUGCGCAUGUUCGACGGCAAGCUUGGUAUUUGGCCCUUUGUCCAACGUAUUCCCGCCGCAAGGAACAGCAAGAACCGUCCGAAGGGCACGUUGGUGACGACCCCACUGAACGUCGACGCCAAGGUGUAUACGGCUAGCGUUCUCAACAAUGUCGUCCCCGCAAUCGCGGCCAAGUUUCCUCGUGCCUGUUUGCAACGUGAUGUUCUCAUCCAACAAGACAACGCAAGCCCGCACAGAGUUGUGUCGACCGAGAUGUUGGUGGCGAAUGGGGUGCAAUCAAUUGGCAUUGCGAACCAACCACCAAACAGCCCCGACUUUAACGUUCUAGACUUAGGAUGUUUCAACGAACAAUCGUUAGUUGAGUUGCCAGUCAAUACUCUGGCUAAGACUUUUAUCACCUUGCCGAAGGUGAUGGAAUGUGCCCUGCUUGAUAGCGGGGGAAAUAACUUCAAGAUGCCGCAUAUGAAGAAGGGCAAUACCGUUGACGAAGUCACGUCCUUUCAAGUCUAA
Aphanomyces invadans is the source of this 684-nucleotide messenger RNA. RefSeq lists its product as hypothetical. The record is from RefSeq and is a predicted model, not a curated record. Gene Ontology annotation, molecular function: nucleic acid binding. The transcript has 2 exons. The coding region runs from base 1 to 684 and encodes 227 amino acids. NCBI's taxonomy places the organism in Eukaryota, Oomycota, Saprolegniomycetes, Saprolegniales, Verrucalvaceae.